GGGAGAACAAAAAUCUGACUGGAACAGCACGUUAUGCUAGUGUGAAUACUCAUCUUGGAAUAGAACAAAGCAGGAGAGAUGAUCUGGAGUCUGUUGGCUAUCUUCUGCUAUAUUUUUUAAGAGGAAGCCUCCCAUGGCAGGGCCUUAAAGCUGGCACUAAGAAACAAAAGUAUGAUAAAAUUAGUGAAAAGAAAAUGCUUACCUCGGCAGAGAUUCUGUGCAAAUCUUACCCGCCGGAGUUCGUCUCAUAUUUCCACUAUUGUCGCUCCCUGCGAUUUGAAGACAGGCCAGAUUACUCUUCAAUGAAGAAGCUCUUUCGUGAUGUAUUUAUACGGGAAGGAUACCAAUUUGAUUACGUAUUUGACUGGACUGCACUCAAGUACCCUCAAAUGGGCUCCAACAACAAGCUUGUUCAACAACCAAGUGCAAGAAUGGCUGGAGUUGGACCAUCAGUUGAGAGAACAGACAAAGCUUCCAUGGGACAAGAGAUCCGGGAUAGGUUCACUGGUGCUGUUGAGGCAUUCGCCAGAAGAAAUCCAGGCUCUGGGCGCCCUGCAGAUCAUUCCAGUCAUUCCAGGCACAAAAGCUUUGCAGAUUCCUUUGGAACGUCCAACGAAGCAGUUGCCGACUCAUCAGAGAAAACGCGCAUCUUGUCCCGGGGAGGGAGCUCGUCGAAAAUGCCCGCAGCUCCGUCCACCCGGCCGACCUCUUCGGGGGACUGCAGUGACCAGAACCGCCGGUGGGUCUCCGGCAGCAGUGGCGGCAGCGGGCGCCCGUCCCCCGCGCAGAGGCUCCACCACUCGGGAGGCGCCGAGAACAGCAGGUCGUCCCCGCGCUCCCCCGUGGCCCGGAACGCGGCCGGGAGGGGAGGCUCCGCCUCGCGGGACAACACGACGUUCCGCAGCCUCGAGCGCCUCACCAUCACCACCAGCAGGAGGAAGUGAGCUGCCGAGGACCACGCCGACGAAUUCUGAGAGUGGAAGGCGGUUACUAGGCCGAGGAACUUUUGCGGGAUCCUUGCUCUCUGCAGCUAAAGCAAAUCGGCAAAUAGAUGAUGGAUGGAUGGUUACAAGGCUGCCAUGAAAAUGCACCCUUUCCCCAAACCCCAGCGUAUAGUAUAACGCUCUCCCCAAACUCCAAGAGGGAAGACAACUCCAAAGUACAAUGCAAUCUUGAUUC
Molecule: messenger RNA, 1179 nt
Organism: Zea mays
Lineage: Eukaryota; Viridiplantae; Streptophyta; Magnoliopsida; Poales; Poaceae
Exons: 8
Coding region: 322-1083 (253 amino acids)
Source: RefSeq, marked provisional